Cheilinus undulatus (humphead wrasse) is the source of this 4683-nucleotide messenger RNA. It is a transcript of the gene rab24, whose product is annotated as RAB24, member RAS oncogene family. Gene Ontology annotation, molecular function: GTPase activity; GTP binding. The transcript has 9 exons. Lineage: Eukaryota; Metazoa; Chordata; Actinopteri; Labriformes; Labridae. The coding region runs from base 369 to 980 and encodes 203 amino acids. The record is from RefSeq and is a predicted model, not a curated record.
UCCCCCCCCAGUGACGCCUGACAGCCCCGUCUGUAGUCGACUAAUUUUUGCCGGGGAGAUGGACUUGUUUUGAGUCCAGAGGGCCCUCUGCUGUAUUUCCUUCAUCUGUUAUUUACCUUAACUGGCGGAUUUUGUUGCGCAACAGUGGCAGUAACGUUAUUUUAGCUAGCAGCCCCUCGCUGUAUCGCAGCAGCAGCAGCAGCAGCAGCCGGCUGAGCGAGGGUGAGCAGAGAUGAGCUAUUAGUCUGGUACGGUCUGUACUUCAGAACUGGUUUGGUAGGCACGGAUGACAGCCACCGUUUGGCCCCUGCUUCGAGGAGAUCAGAUGUUUACAGAAAUCUGUUGAGUCAAGCUAGCUAGCAGUUACUAUGAGUGCAAUGCGUGUGGACGCCAAAGUGGUGAUGCUGGGAAAGGAGAGUGUGGGGAAGACCAGCCUGGUGGAGAGAUACGUUCAUCAUCGCUUCCUGGUCGGCCCCUAUCAGAACACUAUAGGUGCUGCUUUUGUUGCCAAACCAAUCCAGGUGGGAGAGAAGGUGAUUACCCUGGGAAUAUGGGACACAGCGGGAUCAGAGCGCUAUGAAGCUAUGAGCAGGAUCUACUACAGAGGAGCGCGGGCAGCCAUCGUCUGCUACGAUCUGACUGAUAGCAGCAGCUUCCAGAGAGCUCGCUUUUGGGUGAAGGAGCUGCAGAACUGUGAGGAACACUGUAAGAUCUACCUGGUCGGCACUAAGAAUGACCUGAUUGUAGGAGAUCGGAGCCUUCGACAGAUCGACUACCAUGAUGCUCAGGACUUUGCUGAAGAGAUCGGUGCUCAGCAUUUUGAGACGUCCAGUAAAACAGGAAACAAUGUUGAUGAGCUGUUCCAGAAAGUUGCUGAGGACUACAACAGCACCUCCUUUGAGUAUAUGACAGAAGAAAGCAGUGUUGACUUGGGCCAGAAGAAAGACUCGUAUUUCUACUCCUGUUGCCAUAACAACUGAUGUCCAACAACAGGAGAAGAAACAGCGAUGGUCACCCAGACCCGACCGUAGUUAAACCUGGAUAUGCUGGAUCGAUGUCCGAUAACUCUGAUGUGGAACUGGGAUCCCAACCACAGAAAGAAGUGACUGUUUACACUUUGUUCAAUCUGUUUCUUUCUUUUGUGCCAUAAAUAACUGAGAGCUAAAAGACUACGGGAGAGGAUUUACAUCUGAUGAAGAGGGAUCUACGCACCAACUCUCACUUUUCACUAAUUUUUCCUUCCUUGUGUCAGCUGGUCCUUUGUCUUUUCCUCUAAACUGGACCCUGGGAUUACACAUCCUUAAACAAUCAGGAGCUGGAUUGGUUAGAGGACGACCUGCAGCUGAGCUGAAGGAGGAUCCCACAAACACAGACUGGCAGAGAAAGUUGAUCGACACUGUUAACUGUUGUAGCAACCUCGAUGCAUCAGGAGGGUGGAUGGUUUGUUUACAACAGCUGAUUUUUGUUUACCUCCAACUCUAUUUAACCUUGUUAUGGAGUCUGAUAAUCCAAGAAGCCCGAUGGAGAGAAGCCAAAUAUGAUCUGAUCUGUCAGAAAUACACUGACUGUUAUCUCGCAAGCUUUGGCUGGCCACACGCUAGACGGUUAUCAAAUCUGGAAUGGUUUUAAAAAUGUGGAAGUCUUCUAAACAUAGACUCUAGACCCUGAGAGUAAACACCUGCCGCCUCUAGUAACAAUUUUACAUUGAAGAUUCCCCUCACACUAGAUCAGCAGUUCCCAACUGGUGGGUCAGGACCCAAAAGUAGGUUUGCAGAGCUGUUUCCAGUGGGUCCUGAUGUACCUGGAAAAACUUUUAAUUCUCUAUAGUUUUCCUGUGAUAACAAUUAAAAUCCAAUCAUUUCUUCAAGAUUUUACCUUAUUUAUCUUCUUUAUUGGGAUAACAAAGCUAUUUUUCCUAAGAUAAUAAGUUAAUUUCUUUGGAAAUGGCCAAAAUUUCCAUGUUAUUUUGGGAAACUCAAGUAAAGAUACCAUACAAUAACACAAUAUGACGAAUAAACUAGCUCUGCCCAUCUCAAACUGUUCACUUCCUGUUUUGAAUUGAGGUCUCUUUUUAAAAAAUAACAGCUUCUCAUAAACAGAAAACCAACAUCGUCCUGUGUAGUAACGAGUGAGGAAUGCACUUAAAAAGGCACUUCCUGUUCGUACUGGAAGCGGUCCCUGAAUCCCAGAAUUGCAUGUGCAUUGGUGUUGCUUCCAGCAUGAAUGUGGAAGUGCACUCUUAGAGGCAUUUCUCCCUCAUUCUGAGAAAUUUGAGUGAAACCUAAAUGUCUGUUUAGUAAAACAGCUUAUUGAACUGAGACCUCAAUUAAAAAACAAGUAGAGUUGAGGCAUUAGCACUGAGCAGUGCUGGGUUGAACUCGUGGUGUGUAAGGGGGAGGUCCAUGUUGCAGAGGUGGGUGGUCGAUAAAGUUGCAUACAGUUGCAAUUAUAGAAAUAAAGAAUUUCUGUCUUUGAAAUUUUUAGGAAUUAUUUAAGAUACUGUAAGAACUAUAUGUUUAUUCAGGGCUUAUAUCGAUACGGUUAUUAGUAGUUUAUCUGACCAAUAACCGAUAAUUCUAAUUGAAAUGCUACUAAAUGCACUUGAUAUGGCAAAAGUAAAACUGCAAUUAAAAAAUAACCAUAAACACACAGUCUACCUCUGUCAAUGUGAGAAACCGCACAGAGCAACACUGUAGCAGCAGGAAACAGGAAGUGGGGCCACACACUUCCUGUGUCAGAGCCACUAAGGCCUCAGUGUUGAUUGGCUGGUAGUUGUAUUACAUGAAACCAGUCAGAUUGUGUUUUAAGCAGGAUGUUAGGUGAGACUGUAGGGACUGAAAACAAACCCAGAAGGGGAAGACACCAUGCAGCAGAACCAAAUUAGCUCACCUUUGAAUUACCUGAUUCUGGCUGAUUAUCAUUAAAAUGAAAUGCUGACACCAAUUAUCAGCUAAAUGCCAAAUAUCAGCAUUAAUAAUCGGCCAGACGGAUAGUCAGUCGACACAAUUAAAAGAUACAUAAAACAUAUGAAUCGUCAUUUAUUCAAUUAGUAAAGGUAUUUUAGUGCAAAAAUAAUUUAGUGUGGUUAGAAUUCUGGUUGUGAUAAGGAGGUGGUAGAGGGUCCUGACAUCUGACCAGUUGAGAACUUCUGCAUUAGAUCUUGUGUGAUCUAGUGUGAGUUCAGAAGAAAAACAAACAUGGAGGGUGAUUGAAAUCUCCAGAUGGCUGUCCUGGCAUGCGUCACAGUUGCAACAAAAAGCAAAAAAAGCAAAAAAGUAUGGCUGAAAUCCUGGCUAAGGUGACGGUAAAACGGUGAUUGGAGAGCUGUAAAAUUAUGACACUACCCAGGGCUGCUCUCUUUUCAUUUGUUGCUGAGGUUUUCCACUGUGAGGCGGUCCGACCUAGAAUCAUACAGGAGGUUUAGAUGUGGUUGGGAGAAGUAAAUUGACACCACACUCUUGGGAACAAACUUCAAAUCCAGGAUCCUCGGAGGGAGCAAAAUAGCGUAAAAUCAUCCGUCUAGUGUGUUGCCAGCCCUGCUCAGAAUUUUCACCUAGAUUUAAUGAAUCUUUUAUCGUUGCAACUAAGAUACAGCACAUGACACCAAUGAUCUUCUCAAAAGCCUUAUACUUGCAUUAGAGAUAACAAGAUUGUGAGUAAAUUAACCUAGCAAUUACCAAGUUUUGCCAUGUGACACCAUGGAUGUAUUAACAGAGAUGGUUUCUGCUGCACCACUCAGCCUUGCUAGUUGUUUGCCACGAUGGCUUGUCAAAAGAAAUCUUCCUCUGACCCGAAAACAACUUCUACACUGACGGCACCUUUAAAACUGGUCAUUUAAACUAGAAAAGGGGUUUGAGUACUCAUUUUUAACUUUUCAGUGAUGGGAAAGCUGUAAAACAGUCAAAAAACCUGUUUUAUUUGCAUGAUUCUGAUUAAAAUGAAGAUAAGUGGCAACAUGUGGCCAGCAGGAGAAACACUAAUAAGCAUGUGCAGUGGGCCACAAGGAACCAUGUAAACCUUGUCUUUUCUUUUGAGCCUCUUUCAUUCAGUCCAGUAUCGAGUCUUUUAAGCAUCCAUUAACCAUGUCUGUGAUCUGGUUUGUUUUGCUGCAUAAGCUAUGAUUCUCUCAAGUAGAAAAACACGAUUGUGAUUAUUAGGUGAUGGUUUCUAAAUGCCUUUAUCUCUAUCAUUAAACUGCAUGGCCUCAGCAGACUGAGAGAAAAUGUCAGUGACAGUUAAUUUCCUGCAUUUAAAUCUAAAUUUUCUAUUUUCUAACUUCAAAUGCAGCGUACACAUGAAAACUGUCAGAUUUUCUUUCAGGCUUCAUUUAAAGGUUUGAGAUGAUCUAAGUUCCUCCUCUCUGUGUUGAGAAACUGAAGAUUUCAGCACCACUGGAGCAAACAUUGUGGCUGAAUGUUGUAAUAAACUGUCACCUGGAUGUUCUCAGAACAAUAUCUACAGCUCUAUUUAACUUCAACUCACUAAUUUAUUGCCUUUUUAAGUUGUGCUGCCAAGAAGACGCGGGGAAACGAACAGACUUCAUAUCAGUUUCCUUGAUGUCGCUGCUUUGACGUGUUGAUGUUUCAUGUGUUGAAAUCUUGAGGCACAAAUGUUUUUUAUUCAGGGCUGUUCAACACAGACCAAUGUAAAGUAAAAACAUGUUCUGUAAAAUUAAAAGCUUGU